AACACAUUCCCAGCGCCACAGCAGCGCAGAGUGGGAAUGAGAUUCAGCUAAGUACACGAGAGCGUCGUACCUGGCUAAACGAGCCGAGGACGGUGUCAGCCACCGACAAAGUCAACGGUCGGAAACGGAGAGAAAGAGUGCAGACGCUGUUAACUGGAGAAAAGAAAGAAACACAAUUUAAAGUGAGUUUAUAGGAACAACUGAGAGGAUUUAAAAAGUGGACACGAGACGUGAGUGGGACUGUGGCAGAUGUAAAAUGACAUCGAUAAAGGGGGAUUAAACUGCAGGGAUGUUAAGAAAAUUAUGAAAACAUUAGCUGCUUAGUAAGAAGUGACUUCAGAGCUGACAGGAAUGGCUUGAUUCCUCACCCCGGAGAGAGCGGUGGGACAGUAAUGUGAGAGGCACUCAUGUUUCUGUGGAAGAGAAAGAAAGUUUGCUGCCCUUCACUCGGAUACAAGUCUAACGUUACUUUCUGAGAGGCAUUGCUGCUCUGACUAUUUCUCAUCCCAGUGGCAGAGCCCGUCUUGGCUCAUAACUGUUCACAAUGUCCAAACCCGCGCUAAAGAAAAACCACUGGACCUCCAAAGUGAACGAGUGCUCCGUCUCUAAAGAUGCCCGUGGUGACUUGAAUGUGCCACUGCGCGGCGGCGCGGAGAACGGAGAGUUCGCCUACAUCGGGCAAGUUAACGAGGAUGUCGUGGUUUACAAAAGUGGGAAAUUAAAUGAUGGGGAGCUGCUGCUGGAGGUGGAGAAUCUCUCGAUUUCGGGAUUACCCUUGUACGACGUACAGACAGUGAUAAAGAACUGCAGAGGUCCCGUCAGGUUGAAAACUGUCAAGCAAGGAAGCAAGCUGAACAAGGACCUGAAGCAUUACCUAAGUCAGCGUUUCCAGAAAUCCUCACCUGACCACGAACUUCAGCAGACCAUCCGAGACAACCUCUACCGUCACGCCGUGCCUUGUACUACCCGCGCCCCACGUGAAGGAGAAGUUCCUGGCGUGGACUACAACUUCCUCUCAGUGGAGGACUUCCUGGAGUUGGAGAAAAGUGGGACCCUGUUGGAGAUUGGAACAUAUGAAGGUAACUAUUAUGGGACGCCCAAGCCACCGGUGCAGCCCCCCGGUGGGAAAGUGAUUAGCAGUAGCGGUAGCGGCGGUGAUGCCCCACUGCCAGACGGGCUCAGUGGUAGCCUGCCGGGCUCGCAGCACUCCACUCCCCGACGCACCAAGUCCUACAAUGACAUGCACAAUGCUGGAAUAGGGCCUGGAGAGCAGCAGCAGGAGGACGACGAGGACCUCCCUGACAUGAACAGUAGCUUUACAGGAGACUCUAGUGAAUUAGACGAGAUUCAAAACUCGGUGCGCCCCUUCGCCCCCCGCCAAAGUGUCCCAUCCUACGCUGGGACAUCCCCCUCACCAUCGGCCACCACGGAGAGCACACAGCAGACACACUCUCACCUGAGCCAUCCUCCCCCAGAGGAUCUGCUCGGACCUCUGCCUGACAACUGGGAGAUGGCCUACACCGAGAACGGAGAGGUCUACUUUAUAGACCACAAUACAAAGACCACCUCCUGGAUAGACCCUCGGUGCCUGGACAAGCCUCAGAAACCCCUGGAAGAAUGUGAAGAUGAUGAAGGGGUACAUACAGAGGAGCUGGAUAAUGACCUAGAACUUCCACCAGGGUGGGAGAAAAUAGACGAUCCAGUGUAUGGGGUCUACUAUGUUGAUCAUAUCAACAGGAAGACCCAGUAUGAGAAUCCAGUGUUGGAGGCUAAGAGGCGCAGGCAGCUGGAACAGCAGCAGCCCCAGCAGCCUCAGCCCCAAAGCCAGCAGCCACCUGAAGGUGAGCGCUACAUCCGAGAAUGGAUCGAGGAUUCGGUGUUGGCAGGGGCCCCAAUGACCAGCUAUGCUGCCAACCACCAGGAGACCUACAGGGACCCUCAGACAGGACCUACAGUGCCCAACGCAAUGGGACAAAAACGAGGGAAGCCUUUCUUUACUCGCAACCGAUCCGAGCUGAACGGGACUUUUAUCAAUACCAAGCUGAAAAAGAGCCGUCGGGGGUUCGGUUUCACUGUUGUGGGAGGCGACGAGCCAGACGAGUUCCUGCAGAUCAAGAGCCUGGUCCUAGAUGGACCUGCUGCCCUCGAUGGCAAAAUGGAGACAGGUGAUGUGAUCGUGAGCGUCAACGACACAUGUGUGCUAGGCUACACCCAUGCCCAAGUUGUGAAGAUCUUCCAGUCCAUCCCAAUUGGCUCCAUGGUCAACUUGGAGCUGUGCCGUGGCUACCCACUGCCCUUUGACCCCGAUGACCCAAACACCAGCUUGGUUACCUCAGUGGCCAUUCUAGAAAACAAAGAGCCAAUCAUUGUCAACGGCCAGGAGGCCUCCAACAGCUACGAUUCACCAUCCAGCCACGGCAGUCAGAACAACAACAAUGGCUCGACCAACGGCGGGGCACCCCUCAACGGCCUCCCCCGACCCCACAGCCCCUCGGCGGAGGUGGCAUCUGAUACCUCUUCCCAGCACGGCUACCCCAGCGACGUGGUCACCCUAGCCUCAUCCAUCGCAACACAACCAGAGCUCAUCACUGUACACAUGGAGAAAGGAGACAAGGGCUUCGGCUUCACCAUCGCCGACAGCCCCGGAGGUGGAGGGCAGAGAGUGAAGCAGAUCGUGGACUACCCGCGCUGCCGCGGCCUCAAGGAGGGCGACAUCAUCGUGGAGGUGAACAAGAGAAACGUACAGAGCAUGUCUCACAACCAGGUGGUCGAUCUGCUCAGCAAGUGUCCCAAAGGCAGCGAGGUCACCAUGCUGGUGCAGAGAGGGGUGGCACCUGCAAAGAAGAGCCCAAAACUGGAUGAUUUUGAGACUGCUCCUCCAUACAGAGAUUACAAUAGGAGGCAAUUGUCAAGAAAGGACAGUCAGAACAGCUCCCAGCAUAGCGUUUCCAGCCAUCGGAGCACCCACACAGACUCGCCUCUGCACCCAUCCCUGGCACCCCCUCUCAGCGAGAGCAUCGCUCCCCCGCCCCCCUCUCAGCCCCUGCCUGGCCUGCCGCCCCAGGACUCCCCAGCAGACGGGACUAUUCAGAGAAAACCGGACCCCUUUAAGAUCUGGGCCCAGUCCAGGAGCAUGUAUGAAAGUAGGCUUCCAGACUUCCAGGAGCAGGACAUUUUCCUGUGGAGGAAGGACACAGGGUUUGGCUUCAGGAUCCUCGGAGGCAAUGAGCCCGGAGAGCCGAUCUACAUCGGCCACAUAGUGAAGUAUGGAGCAGCAGAUGAGGACGGACGCCUGCGGUCCGGCGAUGAACUGAUAUGUGUGGACGGCACAGCAGUGGUGGGCAAGUCACACCAACUGGUGGUGCAACUGAUGCAGCAGGCUGCCAAGCAGGGCCACGUCAACCUCACUGUGCGACGCAAAACCAGCUACGCCGUUAAAGCAGAGGGAGACGUACCUCCAUCGCCAGCGUCCUCCCACCACAGCAGCACCCAGGCGCCCAGCCUGACAGAGGAGAUAGGGAAGCGCACUCCGCAGGGCAGCCAGAACUCCCUCAAUACCGUCAGCUCCGGCAGCGGCUCCACCUCCGGCAUCGGCAGCGGGGGAGGGGGCGGAGGGGCAGGAGGCAGUGGCAACGCUGUGAUUGCUGCAGCAGCUGCCACCACCUCCUCUCAGCUCCCCAAUGCCACCUCCACUGCCUCCUCCGGCUUGCAGCCCUAUGACGUGGAGAUCCGCCGCGGCGAGAACGAAGGAUUCGGUUUUGUCAUCGUCUCUUCUGUGUCGCGGCCUGAAGCUGGCACCACAUUUGCUAGCAAUGCAUGUGUGGCCAUGCCCCACAAAAUAGGGCGCAUCAUUGAGGGGAGCCCAGCUGACCGCUGCGGGAAGCUGAAAGUCGGCGACCGCAUCCUGGCCGUGAACGGAUGUUCCAUCACCAACAAGUCCCACUCUGACAUCGUCAACCUCAUCAAGGAGGCCGGGAACACCGUCACACUACGCAUCAUUCCUGGAGACGAGUCAUCAAAUGCAUCUUUGUUGACCAAUGCAGAGAAGAUCGCCACUAUAACCACCACUCACACACCUCAGCAACAGGCUGCACCUGAGGCCAGGAACAACACCAAACCAAAACAGGAGUCGUUUGAAUUUAAAGCCCCACAAGGCCCUCCUCCCCAGCCCCCGACACAACAAGUCUCACCUCAGGAUGCUGAGUUCUACUCAGUGGAUCUGGAGCGAGACAACAAAGGCUUUGGCUUCAGCCUGCGGGGGGGCAGAGAAUACAACAUGGACCUGUACGUGCUGAGGCUAGCUGAGGACGGAGCGGCCGUCCGCAACGGAACGAUGAGGGUCGGCGAUGAAAUCUUGGAGAUCAAUGGCGAGAGCACCAAGGGCAUGAAGCACGCGCGAGCCAUUGAGCUCAUCAAGAGUGGAGGCCGGCGCGCCCAUCUGGUGCUCAAGAGGGGUGACGGCUCUGUGCCUGAAUAUGACGGCAGCCCCAACAACAGCAGCGCAGCCAACCCAGUCUCAGGGUUACAAAACGCUGCGGAAGUGAGCGCCCUGCCCCCAACCAAUGCACCAUCGGAGUCAAGCAACCCACCAGAACCCCACCAAUCAUCCCGGAGCAAGAAGGAGCCAACUCGCCACUCUACCGGCACCGGCAAGCACCACCAUUCCAACCACCGCCACCGCUCCCCCAACAAGAAAACCAGCAAGGGAAGACACAAGGGGAGAAAAUCCACAGGGAAAGAUGUGUCCAAGAAGAAGGAUGACAAGGGAAGCGACGGCCACCGCCACCAUUCCAGCGGGCAACACCGUAGCCGCCACCGUUCGCCUGACAAGGGGCACAGCCGGUCGCGCAGUGCAGAAAACACCCUGGAGGGCCGUAACGGGCGACACCGCCACAGCCGCUCACCUGACAGACGCCACGGUCAGCACUCCUCCUCUUAUCACCACCAUCGCUCGCCCUACCGCUCUCCUUAUCGCUCAUCUCACCCUCACCGCUCGCCUCCCCGCUACAGGUCCCCCCACCGCUCUCGGCACCACUCCCCCACCAGACGCCAUGCCCACUCAUCAGACCCUUACCGCCGGUACCCUUCCCCAGAGAGACAGAGCCGCAGCAAUGAGAAGCCCAACGGGGAUGAGGCCGUAUUGAAGGAGCCACCCAAGACUCCUGAACUCAGCCUGCAUUUUGAGGACAGCAUCCUCCGUGAGCCCCCAGCCCUGGACCGCCUGAACAGGGAGGCCACACUUCCACUACUGCGCAGGGAGGAGCGCCUGUAUGGGGAGGACAGUCUGCUGAUGAGAGCCUCCUCCACUGAGAGACCUUUCAUGGGGGACAGCCUGCUAAGGAACGUGGCAUCCCGCGGCCAGAGAGACGCCUACAGAGACACUACCUUGCCCAGAGUGCGCACCCCCGACUCAGAUUCAGCCUUCAAGAAGUACAGCUCGCUGCUGAGGGGGCGCUCACCUGAGAGGACGGAGAGGGAUGGGCGCUACGCCAGCCGAGGUAGUUCCCCCGAGCCGCAGUACCGAACCCGCAGCCUCGGACGAGACAUCUCCCCGGUCAGGAGCUUCAGAAGGGACGACUCGGAAGACGAAGAGGACGAUGACAAUAUGGUAGCGGCUAAGGUGAGAGAGUACUACAGCACGCUCAAGACCGACACCAGUCGCUCAUCCAAGCCAACGCUUCCUGAGCCCAAGAAGACCUACAAGGAUAACCCCAAAGAUCUCAGCAUCUGAUUGGACGGCUGUCAGCCAAUCACAGCCGCUACCCACAGAACACCUCAAGUACUCAAUCCCAUCAUCACUUGGUUCUACAGAAAUGCACCCAAUUGUGAACACAUACACACACACUCAUACACACACAUAACAAUGUUGAGUUACUAACAAGACAGUGAUUCCAAAAUGACUUUUGAAAGCGUUUUUUUCUUUCUUUUUUUAAUUGUGUUUCUUUUUUCCUUUUUUUCCCUUGUUUUUGGUUAAGCAUUCUACAUUUACAGUAACUCAGACUUUUCCAGAAAAUGUAAAACCAUAAAAAACAAUGAUGUGCCUAACAGUUCCAUUAAUGAGCGACAUUAUGUUUUUGAUUUGAUAUGUGACGGGCAUUUUGUGCCGCACUGUCAGAUGAUGAAAUGUACUUUUCCACGAGGAUCCCAUGGAAGUACCACGCACCUGGAUCACUGUAACCGGUGCUCACAAUGAUGCUGUGCAUGUCUUUACCGGUUUCAAUGUCUCUCUCUCUCUGUCUUACUCUCUUUCCCGCCUUUAUUCUCUGUCUGACUCUCUCUCUCUCUCUCUCUCUCUCUCUCUCUCUCUCUCUCUCUCUCUCUCUCUCCCCCCAGUGCCACUGUUUUUUAGACAUUUGACCAGACUAUAGCACAAGCCUGCGUUUGUUUGUAUAUUUUUGACAGUUUGCAGUAUGUGUACAUUCAGAGGUGAUCAUUUUAAAUGAAUGAAGGGAAAAUUAAAAGUUAAACUAUGAUGAUGAUGUUAAAAUAAAAUAAUAUAUUCAACAAAUGAA
Messenger RNA from Siniperca chuatsi (mandarin fish), 6512 nucleotides. RefSeq names its product membrane associated guanylate kinase, WW and PDZ domain containing 1b (gene magi1b). The record is from RefSeq and is a predicted model, not a curated record. Gene Ontology annotation, molecular function: protein binding. The transcript has 24 exons. Lineage: Eukaryota; Metazoa; Chordata; Actinopteri; Centrarchiformes; Sinipercidae. The coding region runs from base 545 to 5731 and encodes 1728 amino acids. Gene Ontology annotation, cellular component: cytoplasm. Gene Ontology annotation, biological process: signal transduction.